This is a messenger RNA of Penicillium cosmopolitanum, 804 nucleotides long. RefSeq names its product F-box protein. The record is from RefSeq and is a predicted model, not a curated record. The coding region runs from base 1 to 804 and encodes 267 amino acids. NCBI's taxonomy places the organism in Eukaryota, Fungi, Ascomycota, Eurotiomycetes, Eurotiales, Aspergillaceae. The transcript is spliced from 3 exons. Gene Ontology annotation, molecular function: protein binding.
AUGGCAAAGCCAUUGCUAUCCCAUUUGCCCAACGAGCUCCUUCAUCUGGUGAUAGAGAAUAUCGAUGCUCCUUCGCGUUCCGCACUCGCACGUACAUGCCGUUCGCUGCACGCCGUGGCAACCCCACAGCUCUACGGCUGUGCGCACAUCCAAAAAGGCAAGAGCAAUGAGUUCAUGCGCACUAUCUCAGAUAAAAAUGAAUAUGCCAACCUGGUCCACGAAGUCAAAAACCUCCAGAGCCUCGCGAUAAUUGGGGGUUACUGGAUGUGGGAUACUGAUAAAGAUAACGGAACUGGGGAGAAAUGGAAGACUCUUGAGAGUCUUCUAUAUAGUUAUCUCAAAAAGACGUCAUUGGAAGAGCCUAUCGGUAGCAGGGUGUCCCAAAAUCUGCGGUCGUUAACAAUGGACCGUCAAGAAAGAAAUCUCGAUUCAGCGGCUCUUCAUUCCUCCCAUGCUUUCAUCAUCCCACAACUUCAUACUCUUAGGUUACGAGGUUUUCAGAUAGAUUCCGACGAUAUCGAAGUCAAGCCUGAGUUUGAAAGAAUGACAGAGCUUAAAUCUCUGCAAAUCGAAAGAUCUUUUGUCUCUUUCAAGGCUUUAGCAACGGCUUUACGUGCUCCGCGUGCAUUGCAGUAUCUUGGUAUCGUGCAUACAGAAGAGUACAAACACCACGAGCUCUACUCAGCCGAUAGCACGAGCUCUACUCAGCCGAUAGCAAUAAUGCAACCAUGCAAGAAUUCAUGGACGUACUACUACUGCAUCGCCAGUCAUUGGAAGGAAUCAAAAUUGAUUAUGAAGAGAUAA